GAAUUUCCUCACAACAUGGCCCCCAAAUGCCAGUCUUCACUCCUGCCACCUCAAAUGAAGAAACCCAGACUGCCUCCUGCCCCCAAGCUGAAGGAGAUGUCGACCUCUCAGCACUUGCUUAGGGGAGAAGAAGAACACCAAGAAGCAAUUAAACAUAUUGAUGAAGUACAAAAUGAAAUAGACAGACUUAAUGAACAAGCCAGUGAGGAGAUUUUAAAAGUAGAACAGAAAUAUAACAAACUCCACCAACCAUUUUUUUCAGAAGAGGUCGAAUUGAUUGCCCAAAUCCCCAAUUUUUGGGUAACAACAUUUGUCAACCAUCCACAAGUGUCUACACUGCUUGGGGAGGAGGAUGAAGAGGUGCUGCAUUAUUUGACAAGAGUUGAAGUGACAGAAUUUGAAGAUAUUAAAUCAGGUUACAGAAUAGAUUUUUAUUUUGAUGAAAACCCUUACUUCGAAAAUAAAGUUCUCUCCAGAGAAUUUCAUCUGAGUGAGAGUGGUGAUCCAUCUUCAAAGUCCACCAAAAUCAAAUGGAAAUCUGGAAAAGAUUUGACGAAACGUUCAAGUCAAACACAGAGUAAAUUCAGCAAGAAGAGAUGGCAUGCGGAACCAGAGAGCUUCUUCACCCAGUUUACUGACCAUUCUGAUGCAGGUGCAGAUGAGUUAGGAGAAGUCAUCAAAGAUGAUAUUUGGCCAAAUCCAUUACAGUACUACUUGGUUCCCGAUAUGGAUGAUGAAGAAGGGGAAGGAGAAGAAGUUGAUGAUGAUGAUGAAGAAGAAGGAGGAUUGAAAGAUAUUGAUGAAGGAGUUGAGGAUGAAGGAGGACAAAAGAGAAGAUGA
This is a messenger RNA of Neomonachus schauinslandi (Hawaiian monk seal), 840 nucleotides long. Its product is annotated as protein SET-like. Gene Ontology annotation, molecular function: chromatin binding; histone binding. Lineage: Eukaryota; Metazoa; Chordata; Mammalia; Carnivora; Phocidae. The record is from RefSeq and is a predicted model, not a curated record. The coding region runs from base 16 to 840 and encodes 274 amino acids. Gene Ontology annotation, cellular component: chromatin; nucleus. The transcript has a single exon. Gene Ontology annotation, biological process: nucleosome assembly.